AUGUACCGUAAUUUAUGGGUUGAAUAUUCAAACUUUAUUUCUGCGGCUCUUGCACAAUGGAAAGGUGCCAAGAUUUUGGAGUUCUCCAUAUUCUUCCCUUCUUUUCGUUCGGAAUCAUAUAGCGAUAUUGAUUCGUGGCUGCGUUUUGCGAUCGAAAAACAAGUGGAAAAGCUAACUAUUUCUAGGAAGUGGAUUUUGUCAUUUGUGGGAUUUGAUUUGAACGCAAACUCAUGUUGCUACUUGCAGUUUCUUGUUGACACGAAGAAGAACAACAUGCCUGUUCAAUUCCCGAAUGCUGAGUUUCUAAAACUAUGUGUUUAUAAUGACCAUCAGAUGCUUGAUGUUCUUGUUGUUCUUGAGAGCUUUCCUAAGCUCAAGACGUUAAUUGUUCAUCAGAAUGGUUAUAUGCAUAACUCGGUGGCGUCUGAGAUGGCUUUCCGUAGUCCGUCUCUGCUACAUCUACAGAGAGUUGAGAUUUACAUACAUGAAAACCAUUUCUCAAUAUCUCCAUUGGUAAAAUUUCUGUUGGAAAAUGCUCAAGUGCUUGAAAAGAUGGUGGUUCAACCCCACGGAGAGCAAUAUGAUCAAGAGGCGUUUACUUCGGCUUUAAAGGAGCUUCUGGGAAUGCGGAGAUCUUCUCCUUAUGCAGAGGUGAUCAUAAGCCCAGAUUAAUACAUUAUAACUUAUCUGCUUCGAGAGGAGUAG
This is a messenger RNA of Salvia miltiorrhiza (redroot sage), 705 nucleotides long. RefSeq lists its product as uncharacterized. Bases 1 to 672 code for a protein of 223 amino acids. The record is from RefSeq and is a predicted model, not a curated record. The transcript has 3 exons. NCBI's taxonomy places the organism in Eukaryota, Viridiplantae, Streptophyta, Magnoliopsida, Lamiales, Lamiaceae.